Messenger RNA from Tetrahymena thermophila SB210, 1401 nucleotides. Its product is annotated as transmembrane protein. Lineage: Eukaryota; Ciliophora; Oligohymenophorea; Hymenostomatida; Tetrahymenidae. The transcript has 6 exons. The record is from RefSeq and is a predicted model, not a curated record.
AUGUCUAUGGAUAAUAUAUAACCUUUAUCAAAUAAUAACAAACAUUAAUUUGCUAUAAAUUUUAUUAGCAUUACAAGCUUCACAAUUUAAAAUAAUUAAGUAACAUUAGAUUAUAUAACUCUUAAGCUUAAUAAAUUAAAUUAAAACACAUUCUCAUCAUUUAUACAAGUUAAUCAAUGCAAUGAUAUUACAUUAACUGAAUGUAUAUUUUAAGAUAAUAUAAACUCAGAUGGAUAUGGAGGUGCUAUAUAACUAAUAGAAACAUAAAAGGUUCAAAUAUAUUACUCACAUUUUAUUUCUAACAAAUGCCUUCAAAAAAAUGGAGGAGCAAUCAAUUUUAUAAACACAUAAUAUUUAGGUACUCUGGAUAUUAAUUUUUCCGCUUUUAUUGUAAAUUAAGCCAUACUAUCAACUGGAGGAGCUAUUAACAUAUCGAAAGUUAAUUUAAUAUUAAAGAACUCGCAAAUAGAAUCCAACAAAGCUCAAAUAGGAGGUGGAAUUUAUUAUUAAUCAAUAAUUCCUGACUUUGUGUUAUUAUUAUAGAAAGGUAUUAAUCAAAAUAAUACUAUUUAAAAUAAUUACGCAAGCAUCUAUGGUAAAAAUUUGGGAUCAACUUUAAGGAAAAUUUAAAUUUCUCAAAAAGAUAUUUCUAUUUAAAGCUCACAUAAUAUAAAUUAGAAAUAAAACUCACUUGAAGUAGAAGGAAUCUAAAGUGGUGAGUAAAUAAUUUUUUAAAAAAUACAGGUUAUUGAUGAAGAAGGAACUCCUGUUUAUAUUCCAUCAAUUCAAAAUCAAAAUAACUUAAGUGAUGAUGUAUUACUAAUAAUUAGAUAGAUCAAUAUAGAAAUUACAUGUGAUUAAUUAAAUAUAUAAAUAAAAUGUGUUGGAAAUUUAAAAUCAAGCGAUUAUUAAAAUGGAGGUUUUUAUUUAACAGUAUAGCCUAUGUAUAAGCCACUCAGUACAAUGAUUAUGAAAAUAAGAUCAAAUGUGUUUCCACAAUUAGUUGAUUCUAAUAACAAUAUCUAAAUUAAUUAAGGGUAGAUUCAAAAAUAAUUUAGUAAUUCUAUCAUUUGUGAGUCUUGUCCAGAGGGAAAAUACUCAUUAGAUAUUCUUGAUGGUGAGUGCAAAAAGUGUCCCGACUCUGCUGAGUAUUGCUCAGGUUCAAAAAUUUAGUUGAAAAAUGGUUACUGGAGAAGUAAUGAAUUUACUGAUGAGAUUAUUUAUUGUAAUUAUAAUCCUGAUGUUUGUUAACCUUAAAGCAAUCAAUCGAAAGAUAAUUAUUUCUUGAUAAGAAAUAUAGAUUCACCCCCUAACAUCAAAAUCAACAUCAACCUUAAUCAUAACACUAAUCUCAACGCUAACGUCAACUCUAACUAAAUUUUAAUAUCCAAAACUUUUUGA